Molecule: messenger RNA, 369 nt
Organism: Monascus purpureus
Lineage: Eukaryota; Fungi; Ascomycota; Eurotiomycetes; Eurotiales; Aspergillaceae
Source: the annotation of a GenBank genome assembly
AUGGCUUCUGCCACCGACGCGGAUGGAAAUCUGAUGGACCCUACGCUUCACGUGAAGCCGCUGAACAUAAUCGCCAUCACAGACGGAGCUUUUACGGACGACGCUGAGACUGUCAUCGUUGAAGCUGCUAGGAGACUAGAUGGUCCCAGAUGUGAGGUCGUGCCAUGGCAGGCUGGGGUUCAGUUUUUCCAGACUGGGAAUGAUAAAGCGGCGACGAAGCAUCUUCAGCAAUUGGACGAUGAUCCUGGGAAAAGAGUUCGGGGUGAGAAUCUCCGUGAUAUCGUCGAUACUGUGCCUUGGAAAGGGGAGGCCGGCCAUACAUUGACUGCGGACGGUAUUCUGAAGUGUGUACUGGGUGCAGGUGCAUAA